Molecule: messenger RNA, 749 nt
Organism: Pisolithus orientalis
Lineage: Eukaryota; Fungi; Basidiomycota; Agaricomycetes; Boletales; Pisolithaceae
Exons: 4
Coding region: 128-673 (181 amino acids)
Source: RefSeq, a predicted model, not a curated record
UCUCGUGCUUCUUGACCAUCUGAUCAGAGAAAAGGCCAUCCCAAAUGUACUCCGCGUGCGCCGUGCGGUCAGAGCGCCUGUAUGCAUAUAAAGUCUACGGAUUCCCUAGCUCUGAGCCAAGGCGAUUAUGCGACUCACCUUUAGCACUAGUGAUUACUUGAAUACGUCUAUGGCUGACGAGCACGGACGAUCACUCUACACUGUGUCCACCAGUGGUUUCUUAAACCGACAGACGACCCUUUACAAGGCCAACACUUCCGGUAGCUCAAACGAUCCCACGACACUUGCCACCAUCAAAUGGAGUCACUGCAGUAGUGACAAGAUUUGGUUCGAGGGGAGAGAGGUUGAAGCUAGUCAGUUGAUGACCCAGCACGGGUGUUGCUCGAGUCCAUGUUUUGUCGGACCAGACAAUCAAACGUACAAGUGGAAGAUUGGCAGCGAAAACUGCUGGCUUAAACGAGAGAGCAUGGAUGGUCAGCUUGCCAAGUACCAUAAACACAAUCUGGGAAUUAGGAAGCCGUCGCAUCCCCCGUAUCUCGAUAUUUCUGAUUCGCUUCAGUACAUACUGGAUCACGUCGUGCUGACUUUUAUUCUUGCAGAAAAUAUGAGCCGAAGCUACACAUUAGAUUUGGUGUUAGUAUUUUUCUGCUGUAUAGCAAACUUAGGGUGGUAGCAGGAAUAACAGAUGCGAUAACGGGGGAAUAUUUUGCAGUGUACAGAUCAAUGCUCGUUCUUGGUAGGGACCAGGU